UCUCAACGGAACGGUCGCAUUUUCCGAAUAGUUCGAGUGUGCAUCGUAGCAGGCGCGCGCGCGUGAAUUUCCCUCUGCACUCUUUUUUUCCUUUCCACAGUGGAAUAUUUCCUAACCUCGAGGGGGCCAACUUCCGCAGACAGCGUGGCGCGUCGAAUCGUAGCAAGCUGUUUUUGAAGACAGACAGGCGUGGACCAGCAGCAGGACAACCGAAACAUAUCAAAGGAGAGGCGGGCAGCAGCACCAGCAUGGCAUCGAUAGACUACGACUAUCUAAUCAAAUUCCUGACCGUCGGCGACUCCGGCGUCGGCAAGACGAGCUUCCUGUACCAGUACACGGACGGCGUGUUCCACACCAAGUUCAUCUCGACCGUCGGCAUUGACUUUCGCGAGAAGCGAGUGCUCUACACCUCGAACGGCAUCAACCACCGGAUACACCUGCAGCUGUGGGACACGGCCGGCCAGGAACGGUUCCGCAGCCUGACCACCGCAUUUUACCGCGACUCGAUGGGCUUCAUCCUGAUCUUCGACAUCACCAACGAGCAGAGCUUCCUGGACGUGCAGAACUGGAUGGAGCAGCUGCGGCUGCACGCGUACUGCGACGACCCGGACAUCAUCCUGUGCGGCAACAAGGCCGACCUGGACCACAAGCGGGUCAUCAGCGAGACGCGGGCGAAGGCGCUGGCGGACAAGUACCAGAUCGAUUACAUUGAGACGAGCGCGUUUACGGGGCACAACGUGAAGAUGGCUAUUGAGUUGUUGCUGGACAAGGUCAUGAAGCGGAUCGAGACGAUCGUGCUGAGUUCGACGAUUCAGGCCCGGCGAGGGGUGCCCAAGUUGUUUGUGGACACGAAGAAUCCGCCGAUUAGGCUGGACGGGGGUGGGACCACCGUUUCCGAUGAGGACCAUGUGCCGACUGGGUGCAGGUGUUGAACUGAGAGUUGUGUUUUUGUAGUAUUUGGGACGGAAAAUAGUUGAAUUUUUGUCGGAAUAGAAUUUUAUACCACUCUACUCGAGCGUCAAUCGGAAGAUUGUCUUUUUGAAAGAGAAUUGACAUGGCUCUACGCCAAACCAAGGUUGUUAGAGAAGAUCCUCACAAGACACAUGUUGGAUACUCCUGGAAGGAGACACAAUUUAGCAAACGAAAAUAUACUUCUUGUAACAGUAAGGUUAGAACUCUAAUUAUAUCGAUAUUUGUAGAACCACGCAAGCGGAUGUUGUCGGUGUAACCUUAAGCUAAAAACCAAAGAAAACCUAUACAAAAACAUCUUGUGAAUAAGACAAUAUUCAUUGAAUGAAAUAUGAGAAACCAAAGAAUAAAAAGCCAGUAUUAUUGAAUGUUGACCACCCGUAGUAGAUGUAUUCAAAUGUUGAUGAGAGAAUAAACC
Molecule: messenger RNA, 1387 nt
Organism: Culex pipiens pallens (northern house mosquito)
Lineage: Eukaryota; Metazoa; Arthropoda; Insecta; Diptera; Culicidae
Gene: Rab27
Product: ras-related protein Rab-27A
Exons: 3
Coding region: 249-932 (227 amino acids)
Biological process (GO): positive regulation of exocytosis; melanosome transport
Cellular component (GO): secretory granule; melanosome
Molecular function (GO): GTP binding; GTPase activity
Source: RefSeq, a predicted model, not a curated record